AUGGAGGCAACAAAACAGCUAAUGUGUCAACCAGCAGACUCAUUUAACCCCUUGAUCACAACAAGCUUUCAGGUCUCCUGCAUUCUUGUCAUUUCUCAUGCCUUUCAUCUUGUCUUGAAACCCUUGGGACAACCUGGACCUUUUGCACAACUUCUUGCUGGCGUUGUGUUAGGCCCCUCACUGUUGUCCCGUAUAGGAAAAGUUAAAGAUUUUUUCAUCCAGGCUUCUGCUGAAAAGUACUAUCAGUUCUUUUCAUUCGUUUGUCGAAUGCUAUUUAUGUUCUCCAUUGGCUUGGAAACAGAUGUCCCUUACAUAAAACGCAAUAUCCGCACUGUAAGCAUCAUUGCAGGAGGGGGUUCAAUCCUGGCCUGCAUGUUCGGUGGACCUUUAUUCUGGUUACUUACCAAGGUAUUCGAUGUCACUAAGGAUCGCUUUGCAUUUUACCUUCUUACCUUGACAGUGUUAGCAAAUUCAGCCUCUCCUAUAGUGAUCCGGAUGAUUGCAGAUACCAAGUUUGAUACUGCUGACUUGGGGAGAAUGGCAAUUUAUUCUUCAUUGGUUAAUGAAAUGUCCUGUGUAACAAUCGUUAGUACACUUAGUGCUUUCUCCUCCUCUCGAAGAUUUGGAGGAGCAAUCCUUAUUACUCUUGUUACUGUGGUUGUAAUCUUUUUGAACAAGUAUCUAUCAUACUUUUUCAACAAAAGGAACCGGAAUAAUAGAUUUGUUUCCAACAAAGAAAUCUUUGUUAUUGUGUUGCUUCUUACAUGUCUAUCUCUGUAUGCCGAGUGGUUGGCUACACAGCUAUUUUCUGUUGUUUUCCUGGUCGGCCUCAUGUUCCCUAGAGAAGGCAAAACAGCUCGGACUUUGUUGCACAAACUCACUUACGCUGUAAAUACCUUCAUUCUUCCCAUCUACUUUGGCUACACAGGAUUCCAACUUGAUGUUAGCGGUAUUUUCAAUAAAUUGACUAUUGCUCUCACUGUCCUCAUGAUCCUGGUGAGCGCUGGAACUAGAAUCAUCGGCACCCUUGCCGCUUGUCAUUACCUUAUGAUCCCAUGGAACGAGUCUCUCAUUCUUGCUUUGUUACUCUGCCUGAAAGGAAACUACGACCUUCUACUCAUUAUUACAAGCCCAAAUCCCAAUCCAGUGUGGCCUGCAGAUGCUUACGAUUUUCUUCUGACAGUAGUAGUGGUUAACACACUGAUCAUAGGCCCAGUAGUUGCCAUUUUACUGAACAGAGAAGUGUCUAGUUCUCAGUAUCCUACCAUACUGGAAAUACUUAAUCCAGAGAGUGAGCUCAGAAUAUUGGCUUGUGUGUAUGUACCACGGCAUGUUUCAGGGCAUGUUAGCCUCAUCUCAGCGUUAGGCGGCUGUCCAAGUGCACCCAUAAGGCCAUACAUGGUGCAUCUAGUGGAGCUUCCAAAGAAAAGGAAAAGCAAAUUGAUGUACCAUCAACUAGAAGAUGGUGAUCAAUACAGCGAUGAGGAGGAGUAUGGAGGAAAUGAUGUGCUAGAGAUCAACGAAGCUCUUGAUACCUUCAUCUCAGAGACCAUUUUGAUCCACCAGAGUAAACUUGUGGCAUCAUUUCUGACCAUAAACGAAGAUGUAUGCAAUGGUGCAGAGGACUUGCGUGUGUGUAUUCUAUUCCUGCCGUUUCACAAGCACCAAAGAAUAGAUGGGAAAAUGGAAAACAGCAUGGAGGAAAUAAGAGCUAUAAAUCAGAAGAUUCUUCGUCAUGCCCCAUGUUCAGUGGGCAUCUUUGUAGACAGAGGGCAAACAGGGUUCCAACAACCACAUGGCUCUUCAUGUGUGCAAAAUAUAGCAAUAUUGUUCUUCGGUGGCCCUGAUGAUCGGGAGGCUUUAGCGUGUAGCAAGAGAAUUUUGAUGCACAGUAAAGUCAAUUUGACAGUUAUCCGCUUCCUGAACAGACCGACAGAAAGUAGCAGCAGCAAUUUUUGGAUUAACGAUAUGCCCCACAAGGAUGAGGAGGUUAUCAUGUCAAUCAAUAUCGGGACACAGAACGAGAUAGACAGUCUUGUGGAGACCUUCUAUAACAGGUAUGUGGCACAGGGUAGAGCCGGUUUCGUGGAGAAGUAUGUGAGCAAUGGCAGGACGGUAGCAGUUCUAAGAGAAAUAGCGGACACGUAUUCAUUGUUCAUAGUAGGGAAGGGAGGGAGAGGGACAAGCCCCUUAACAUCAGGGAUGAGCGAUUGGGAGGAGUGUCCAGAACUUGGGUUGAUCGGGGAUCUCUUGGCCUCCUCAGAAUUGGACAUCAGCGGUUCCAUCUUGGUCAUCCAACGACAUCGGCACUUUGAGGCUGAUGGAGGCUUUCCCGACGACUAGUUGCCUUUACCUUUUUUACUGCA
Molecule: messenger RNA, 2366 nt
Organism: Hibiscus syriacus
Lineage: Eukaryota; Viridiplantae; Streptophyta; Magnoliopsida; Malvales; Malvaceae
Product: cation/H(+) antiporter 2-like
Biological process (GO): regulation of pH; proton transmembrane transport
Cellular component (GO): membrane; endomembrane system
Molecular function (GO): antiporter activity
Source: RefSeq, a predicted model, not a curated record